UCACUUGCCCCCAAAAACACACUCGCAUAUCCACCACCACCUCCGUCUUGCAUAUCUGAUCGAAAGGGAGAGAGGGAAGCUGAUGAUGAAGGAAACGAGAAUAGAACAGCAGCACGAGGGGGGGGUUCUUGUUUUCUUAUGAGCGGAAAAGGCGUCACACCGGGCGCAGAGCGCAGCGCGGAGGACGUAAGAGAGGGAGACGCAUCACGGCGAGGGAGAUAGAAAAAAGACGGAGGGAGGAGGCGACAGCGGAUCGUAAACACGACAGAAAACGGCGAGGAGGACUGACAGAGAGCGGCGAUCACCGUCUCCACCGCCGACCCCCGUGUCCCUCCUCAUCUCCCCAUCUCCAUCCUCUUUCUGCGCCGUUUGGCUCGUCCCUUCGCGCAACUAAAUCAUCCGGAUUUUGUUGUUGUAGAUUUUCAUAUUUGUUUUCUGGACAAACCUCUGCUCGGUCUAUCGUAGAUUUCUUUUUAAAUACCCGAGGCAAGUGAGGAGGCUGUGCCAUAACCUACGACCGACGGGAUCCACUGUAGGUCCUGCUCUGGACGGACAUCGGUGCAACCAAUUCGGUGGAUAAAACCGGAGGUGGGGGGUAUGGGGGGGUAGAUGACUGUCGAGUAACCCAGCUGAAGCACACACACACACAGAGAAAGAGAGAGAGAGAAAGAGAGAGAGACCCCGGCCCCCGGUUAUCACGGAGACUCCAGCAUCAUCAGUGCGAUGGCAUAGCGGCUUCUGCAGCAAAGCUACCAGAUCAGCAGGGCUCUCAUCCACCAUGAACCUCUAAAAGACAUCCGACACAGGCACAGAUGGGCAGCCUCGCAGGGGAGAGGAACGUUGCGACAAUAGACUGGCAACGACUGGUGACAUGGGCACAUUGGAAUAAUUUCUACGAUCAUGUCUGGGCUUAGACGUGCCUGGGCCAGCAGUCCACAGCAAGCACCCACACAAUGCCUGCGGUUAUUGUGUUUGAUGAAAAUGCGGCGGCACAGGGUGUUCUUGUUCUGCACAGUGGGCCUGUGCGUCAUCUCCUUCCUCCACUACUACAAGGCCCUCCACUACGUCUCCCUGCUGCGCGAGCUCUCCGCCCCGUACCCCAACAUCAAGUCCUUCAUCAUGGUCACUGGCUUCUUCUGGAGGGAGAAAGGUGUGGGCACCACCCCUCUAAGCCCCGCCUCCCCUGAAGAGGCCCCUCCCCUACCUGGUCUCCGCCCGUCAGACACAAAAGCUAGAGUCGUGGCGAACGCUGUUGGAGGAGGAGGAGGAGGAGGAGGAGGAGGAGGAGGAGGAGGAGGAGAGAUGGGCUUGGGGAUUGGAGGUGCUGGGAUUGUUGGCAGCCCAGGGCUGGAGAUGAAGAGAGGUGGGGAGCCGGCGCCCCCUCGCCCUUGGGAGAAGCUGGUGGAGCACCAUAGGGAGGACACUCUGAAUGAGGAGAGAGCUGAAGACCACUUGAACCAGCGAAAUCCCAGCCACCAAGCCCAUGCCGGACCCAACCUCCCAGAGAUCCCAUUAUUGGGAAAAGAGCACCAGCACAUGUUGCACAAGAUUCUAUUGCCUGAUCCCUUAGAAAUAAUGGGUGACCUCCACACUGUCCUUCACACGCUUCAAGAUGACAAAACACCUUACUUUAUCCAAACCAAAGUUGGAGCCCGUUGUUUUAGACAGGGGACUGAGGUGGCUACCCAAAAGGAGUACUCUGGGAAAUUAGGGGGUUCUGUGGCUAAUGGAGUAGGGGACGGUGCUCGAGCAGUUGGGCAAAGGAAACCUCUGGAGGUCCAGCAGCCGCCCUCCAUAGCUCCAAAAGCCAAGACCAAGGCCAGGGGCAACGGGAAGCGGCUGGUAAAGUGUGUAUGUCGGCCGGGAUGGCAUGGACCUUACUGUGGGGUUCCCACCAUGGUGUAUCAUUCCAACUUGCCCACCAAGGAGCGGCUGACGCCCAGAGACACCCCGCGGAGGGUGAUCAACGCCAUCAACGUUAACCACGAGUUUGACCUGCUGCAUGUACGCUUUCAUGAGCUCGCCCAAGCAGUUGAUCUUUUCCUCGUCUGUGAAUCCAACUUCACUGCCUAUGGAGAGAGACGGCCUCUGAGUUUCCUGCGGCUCCUUCUCAAUGGUACGUAUGACUACAUACGUCACAAGAUCCUGUACGUGUUCCUCGAUCACUUCCCAGAGGGCGGUCGGCAGGACGGCUGGAUUGCUGAUGACUACUUGCGUACCUACCUGACGCGCAAUGGCUUGUCCAGGGUGGUGGGCAUAAGGUCGGACGACGUCUUUGUCAUCAACGACGCGGAUGAAAUCCCAGCACAUGAGGGCCUCCUUUUCCUCAAGCUGUUUGAUGGCUGGACGGAGCCUUUCGCCAUCCACAUGCGCAAGUCCCUGUAUGGUUUUUUCUGGAAGCAGUUUGGCUCUCUAGAGGUGGUAUCGGGCUGCACAUUGGGGAUGCUCCGCGACGUCUAUGAUGGCGACGGCAUCAAGCUCCGCCGACGAGAAUACUACACCAUGCCGGGUUUCCGCAAGUACGAGAACGACACAGGCCACAUCCUGGUGCAGUGGUCAGUGGGAAGCCCUUACCACUUUGCUGGGUGGCACUGCUCCUGGUGCUUCACGCCCGAGGGGAUCUACUUCAAGCUGGUGUCGGCUCAGAACGGAGACUUCCCACGGUGGGGUGACUAUGAGGACAAGCGUGACCUCAACUACAUCCGCGAUCUGAUCCGGACGGGGGGCUGGUUUGAUGGCUCCCUGCAGGAAUACCCCCCUGUGGACCCCAAAGAGCACAUGUACGCCCCCAAGUACAUGCUGGAGCACUAUAAAAGGUACCAAUACCUACUGGAGAACCCUUACAAUAAAAAAUUCCAGACUGAGUGAGGGCUAGAAGUUCAGCGAGGAAUAGAACCGCUAAAUAACUAAUAGGACCCAAAUAUGGCCUCAGCAUUGAGUUUUGGGGGACAGAAUGGUGUUGGUGAACAACAUUUCUCAUUGGAGAAAUACUACAUGUAUCUCCACCAGGCAGCACUGAUGUUGCAGGGACUCAAAAUCUCUUAAAGUCAUUAUUUUGGGGUCAAAGAAGGGAACACUGAAUCGCAUCCACCAUGGAUUUUUGGCCAGAGAAGGUUACAAACACUGGAUAAACAAAAUCAUGCAUUUUCUCAUUCCUCCCAUUCUGGGGGAGGAGUCAAUCUAUUUUUUUUUUUGUGUUCCACCACCCCCCGCACUCUUCUCUUUCUUCACCCGAGCUGAUUUGGCGUGGCUGCCAUCUGAAAGAAAGGGGCCACCUCAAAGUACAGCGAGGGAUUUUUCCCAAUGUUCCCACUUCACUCUCCCGCUUCAGAUGUCUUCCUGUCAUAUUUGGUGACCUCCUUCCAGAAACCGAUACACAUUCAGAUAUUACGUAAUUCUUGGGUCUCAGUAGAAAAGUAGGAAUCCCAUCAAAACCCGCUGGAGUACCCACUGCCAAAUCAAAAGGAACGACUCGAUGGAGAUGCCUCCGCUCGUUCAUGUGCUCACACUCAUCCACAUGCACCUUAGACCUGUCUUUGUGUUUGUGAGAAAAAAAAAUGUGUGUGUGUGGUCUGUCUUUGUAUUAUAUUAAGAGGUUUUGGGCUAUGAAGGGAAUACGAGAGCAGCUAGAGGAAACAGAAAGAGAGAAAGAAUCACCAGGGGGGGACGGGGAAGAAAGACAGCGAGAUGGGAAAACAGCACAAGCGAGACAGAAGACAGGGAAGAAAGGAGAGUAAUAAGGGGGGAAGAAAGCGGUGGUGAAGUGGAAAGAAAAGGAGGCUCUCUUGACGUUCCCCUUUCCCACAGUGUCUGCUGACGCACAAGUGUUAUAGGGAUGAGAGUGCAGAAUGUGUGUCUCCCUCAGAGCUUACUGACAGCUCUGAAUAAAUCUUGCCCUGCCGAUGGCGUCCGAGACAGAUGCCACUUGCCGGUAUCGUUUGUCCGAUGAGAACAAUCAAGACCAGAUGGGGAAAGAUCACCCUUCACUUUCGUCUUUUUGUCCAUCUAGCAUCAGAGAUGACUUUGUUUCCUUGGAAACCAAAGUAUGUGAA
Molecule: messenger RNA, 4052 nt
Organism: Etheostoma spectabile (orangethroat darter)
Lineage: Eukaryota; Metazoa; Chordata; Actinopteri; Perciformes; Percidae
Gene: mgat3b
Product: beta-1,4-mannosyl-glycoprotein 4-beta-N-acetylglucosaminyltransferase b
Exons: 6
Coding region: 901-2868 (655 amino acids)
Biological process (GO): N-acetylglucosamine metabolic process
Cellular component (GO): membrane
Molecular function (GO): beta-1,4-mannosylglycoprotein 4-beta-N-acetylglucosaminyltransferase activity
Source: RefSeq, a predicted model, not a curated record